AUGUCGUCUCCUUCCUCAACCGGAUCGUCGGCCAAGCGAAAGCGCAUCAUCCAGAUGCCGUCUGAACGCGUCAAGCCCUCGACUGCCGAGCUGCUGCAACCUUCGUCGCGGGAUGCCUCUGCUGAAGAAGCGGCCGAGUCACCCUCUCGCAUGUCCAAGCACAAGAAGGCAGCCAAUUCGAUCGACUCGAAGGACGCACCGCCAAGUAAACGACCUCGGACACGCGCUACAGCUGCCCCUGCCACCACCAGCAAAAACAGUAUGGACUCUACUAGUAGUGGCUUGAGGGUUGAAGCUUCGGCUAUCAACAGUAAAGAUCCUGGCGAGACGUCUUCGACCACCGAAGAUAGCGAGGAGAUCGAGAGGCACACGGAUCAGAGGAGAGGGAGAACUAGCAGCAAGAGUAAUGGAGCUGGCAACGAAAACGGCCAUGUCGAGAAGGACCGGAGCAUGAAGCCCAUGCGCAGGGCUGGGUUAAGAGAUCCGAUCGGAGGAUACAAGACCAAUCCACCGCCAACCGGAAGAUCGGUUAGGGUCUAUGCUGACGGAGUGUUUGAUCUGUUCCAUCUUGGGCACAUGCGCCAAUUGGAACAAGCAAAGAAUGCAUUCCCCGACACCUAUCUCCUUGUCGGCGUCACCGGCGACGCCGAAACUCACAAGCGUAAAGGUCUUACAGUGCUCACCGGGGCCGAGCGCGCGGAAACGGUCCGGCAUUGCAAAUGGGUGGAUGAAGUCCUUCCCAACUGCCCAUGGAUUGUUACGCCAGAAUUCCUGGAAAAGCAUAACAUCGACUACGUCGCACAUGACGACGAGCCAUACGGCGCCGACGAGGGUGACGACAUCUACAAGCCCAUCAAGGAGCAGGGGAAAUUCCUCGUCACGGAACGGACUGAGGGUGUUAGCACCACUGGCAUUAUCACCAAAAUCGUCCGGGACUAUGAGAAAUACAUCGCCCGCCAAUUCAAGCGCGGCGCCUCCCGCCAAGAGCUCAAUGUCAGCUGGCUCAAGAAGAACGAGCUCGAUCUCCGACGCCACGUCACCGAGCUUCGGGAUAGCAUUCGCAGCAACUGGACCAGCACGGGAAGUGAGGUCGGGAAAGAGCUGAGGCAGUUUUGGCAGACCAGUAGACCGGCCAGCCCGGCUCCUGGUAUUGCCGGAAAUGGUGGUAGGGCGGGUGUGGAAGGUCAGAAGACUGCUAAUGCUGGGAGUGCUUUUGAGCAUCUGAAACAUCUGGAGGUUCCGGGCCAGCCCGCGGAAAGGGGGAGGCCAGAGAGUAUUGGUGGAAGUAUUAGGGGAAGGAAUGAGGACUUUGCUGCUGGGUAUAGUUUGGGCUUGAUUGGUGGGGUGAGAAGUUGGAUGAUGCGUGGUAACAGAUCCCUGCGUGGCUCUCAGCCUCCGAGUCCGAGUGGCAGCGAGGACGAUAAUGACUCGACAAAGAGCCCCAUCAUUGCUCCUACUACUGAGCUGGUGGACGAUGACGAGAAGACGCCAAGUCGAGGGAGGAAGGACAAGAUGACAAGCGAUGGAAUCGAUAGUAUGGAUGUUGGGGCUUGA
Messenger RNA from Endocarpon pusillum Z07020, 1554 nucleotides. RefSeq lists its product as uncharacterized. The record is from RefSeq and is a predicted model, not a curated record. NCBI's taxonomy places the organism in Eukaryota, Fungi, Ascomycota, Eurotiomycetes, Verrucariales, Verrucariaceae. The coding region runs from base 1 to 1554 and encodes 517 amino acids. Gene Ontology annotation, cellular component: nuclear envelope. Gene Ontology annotation, molecular function: phosphatidylcholine binding; choline-phosphate cytidylyltransferase activity. The transcript has 4 exons. Gene Ontology annotation, biological process: CDP-choline pathway.